GGGUCUUUCCUCAGCGUUGGGUCGCGGUGGCUGUGAGGGCAGAAGAAAAGGCCAGGCUGAGGGGAGGGUGGAGGGUGAAAAGCUCGGGUCUGUGUUGGGGAAGGCCAGGCUCGCGCUCCUGGCCGGGUUCCGCGAAGGGAACCUUGGCUGACUGACUUGGCAGGCGGGCGAAGGGCAACGUCUGAGCUCCCGGCGUUCCAGGAGCGGCCUCUUUUGGAGGAGAACCUGAAAUGCAGCGUCUGGUGCACUAAGCCGUAGCGGCAGCACCAGCCACAGCGACAGCGCUGGGGCCCUGUGUAGAAGCUCCAUCCCUCUUGUCUUUGUGCUUGCCUGCGUCCCCAGACUCAGAGGCAGAUUAUCUUAGAAGACCUAGGACUCCAAAAAUGUUUCCCCUGAAGGACGCUGAAAUGGGAGCCUUUACCUUCUUUGCCUCGGCUCUGCCACAUGAUGUUUGUGGAAGCAAUGGGCUUCCUCUCACACCAAAUUCCAUCAAAAUUUUAGGGCGCUUUCAAAUCCUUAAAACCAUCACCCAUCCCAGACUCUGCCAGUAUGUGGAUAUUUCUAGGGGAAAGCAUGAACGACUAGUGGUCGUGGCUGAACAUUGUGAACGUAGUCUGGAAGACUUGCUUCGAGAAAGGAAACCUGUGAGCUGUUCAACGGUUUUGUGUAUAGCAUUUGAGGUUCUUCAGGGCUUGCAGUAUAUGAACAAACAUGGUAUAGUACACAGGGCAUUGUCUCCUCAUAAUAUCCUGUUGGACCGAAAGGGACAUAUUAAAUUGGCUAAAUUUGGACUUUAUCACAUGACCGCUCAUGGUGAUGAUGUUGAUUUCCCAAUAGGGUAUCCCUCGUACUUGGCCCCUGAGGUAAUUGCACAGGGAAUUUUCAAAACCACUGAUCACAUGCCAAGUAAAAAACCAUUGCCUUCUGGCCCCAAAUCAGAUGUAUGGUCUCUUGGAAUCAUUUUAUUUGAGCUUUGUGUGGGAAGAAAAUUAUUUCAGAGCUUGGAUAUAUCUGAAAGACUAAAAUUUUUGCUUACUUUGGACUGUGUAGAUGACACUUUAAUAGUUCUGGCUGAAGAGCAUGGUUGUUUGGACAUUAUAAAGGAGCUUCCUGAAACUGUGGUAGAUCUUUUGAAGAAGUGCCUCACCUUCCAUCCUUCUAAGAGGCCAACUCCAGAUGAAUUAAUGAAGGACAAAGUGUUCAGUGAGGUAUCACCUUUAUAUACCCCCUUUACCAAACCUGCCGGUCUGUUUUCAUCUUCUCUGAGAUGUGCUGAUUUAACUCUGCCUGAGGAUAUCAGUCAGUUGUGUAAAGAUAUAAAUAAUGAUUACCUGGCAGAAAGAUCUAUUGAAGAAGUUUAUUACCUUUGGUGUUUGGCUGGAGGUGACUUGGAGAAAGAGCUUGUCAACAAGGAAAUCAUUCGAUCCAAACCACCUAUCUGCACACUCCCCAAUUUUCUCUUUGAGGAUGGUGAAAGCUUUGGACAAGGUCGAGAUAGAAGCUCGCUUUUAGAUGAUACCACUGUGACAUUGUCGUUAUGCCAGCUAAGAAAUAGAUUGAAAGAUGUUGGUGGAGAAGCAUUUUACCCGUUACUUGAAGAUGACCAGUCUAAUUUACCUCAUUCAAACAGCAAUAAUGAGUUGUCUGCAGCUGCCACUCUCCCUUUAAUCAUCAGAGAGAAGGACACAGAGUACCAACUAAAUAGAAUUAUUCUCUUUGACAGGCUGCUAAAGGCUUAUCCAUAUAAAAAAAACCAAAUCUGGAAAGAAGCAAGAGUUGACAUUCCUCCUCUUAUGAGAGGUUUAACCUGGGCUGCUCUUCUGGGAGUUGAGGGAGCUAUUCAUGCCAAGUACGAUGCAAUUGAUAAAGACACUCCAAUUCCUACAGAUAGACAAAUUGAAGUGGAUAUUCCUCGCUGUCAUCAGUACGAUGAACUGUUAUCAUCACCAGAAGGUCAUGCAAAAUUUAGGCGUGUAUUAAAAGCCUGGGUAGUGUCUCAUCCUGAUCUUGUGUAUUGGCAAGGUCUUGACUCACUCUGUGCUCCAUUCCUAUAUCUAAACUUCAAUAAUGAAGCCUUGGCUUACGCAUGUAUGUCUGCUUUUAUUCCCAAAUACCUGUAUAACUUCUUCUUAAAAGACAACUCACAUGUAAUACAAGAGUAUCUGACUGUCUUCUCUCAGAUGAUUGCAUUUCAUGAUCCAGAGCUGAGUAAUCAUCUCAAUGAGAUUGGCUUCAUUCCAGAUCUCUAUGCCAUCCCUUGGUUUCUUACCAUGUUUACUCAUGUAUUUCCACUACACAAAAUUUUCCACCUUUGGGAUACCUUACUACUUGGGAAUUCCUCUUUCCCAUUCUGUAUUGGAGUAGCAAUUCUUCAGCAGCUGCGCGACCGGCUAUUGGCUAAUGGCUUUAAUGAGUGUAUUCUUCUCUUCUCCGAUUUACCAGAAAUUGACAUUGAACGCUGUGUGAGAGAAUCUAUCAACCUGUUUUGUUGGACUCCUAAAAGUGCUACUUACAGACAGCAUGCUCAACCUCCAAAGCCAACUUCUGACAGCAGUGGAGUCAGAAGUUCGGCACCUUAUUUCUCUGCUGAGUGUCCAGAUCCUCCAAAGACAGAUCUGUCAAGAGAAUCCAUCCUAUUAAAUGACCUAAAGUCUGAAGUAUCACCACGGAUUUCAGCAGAGGACCUGAUUGACUUGUGUGAGCUCACAGUGACAGGCCACUUCAAAACACCCACCAAGAAAACAAAGUCCAGUAAACCAAAGCUCCUGGUGGUUGACAUCCGGAAUAGUGAAGACUUUAUUCGUGGUCACAUUUCAGGAAGCAUCAACAUUCCAUUCAGUGCUGCCUUCACUGCAGAAGGGGAGCUUACCCAGGGCCCUUACACUGCUAUGCUCCAGAACUUCAAAGGGAAGGUCAUUGUCAUCGUGGGGCAUGUGGCAAAGCACACAGCUGAGUUUGCAGCUCACCUUGUGAAGAUGAAAUAUCCAAGAAUCUGUAUUCUAGAUGGCGGCAUUAAUAAAAUAAAGCCAACAGGCCUCCUCACCGUCCCAUCUCCUCAAAUAUGAAGAACCAAGAGUGUGACUGCCAAAAGUCAGCGUGGCAUCAGCACCAACAGCACAGUUCUUCAUAUCCAUGCCACUCUCAGACAAAACUAGAUGUCCAGGUUGUUGCAUUUCCAUAAAGUUUGUCAUGAGACAUUUUUUAAAAUCUCAUAACCCACAUGUUCAGCUAUCCACGUGAGAAACUUGACUGUAAAUGUAUUGCUGAAAGAAUUUUCUUAACAGUGAAAUCUGAUCAUAUAUUUUUACCACACUGCCACAGAAAGCCCAAGAAAUUCAGCUGACAAGACAGAUUUAGCAUUAUCAAGAAAUCCCAGUUGCCCUGAAAAAGCUGUCCUCCAUUGUACUGAACAGACAGUCCUGUUGAUUGUCUUAUUUAGAAACAUACACUGAAUGUGGGCUGAAAUCAUCAUCUUUCAAUGAUAAUGAAAAUUGAGAAACUAUUCACAAUGCAUUCCUUAUAAAUAAAUGCUACAUUUAGUAACUCAUUUCACCCAAAAAAGGUUUGUGUGUGUGUGUGUGUGUGUGUGUGUGUGUGUGUGUGUGUGUAGAGGAAGUGGAGUUUAUCCCAUUGCAGAAAGUGGUAAUACUUACUCCCAGAAAAAUGAAAUUUAGAAACCAUUCAUAUUUGAUAGAAUAUUUGGUCAGUUCCUGUAGCAAAGAUGAAUGGCUUAAACAAAUUUUCUAGUUUCUUUAUCACACGAAAGUCUGUAUAGUCAGUCCAGGGCUAGUAUACUGGUUUCCUAAUCAUUAAGAACUCAUUAUCUUCUCUCAUUGCUUUACCAACCUCAAUACGUGGCAUCCAUCUGAUGGAUGAAAAUGGCUCCUCAGCUUCUACCAUCACAUCUGCUAUCUAGAAGAAGAGAAUGAGGGAAGGAGGGAGGGGAUGAAGAGAAAAGAAGAAAUGAAAGAAGGAGGGAGGAAAGACAGAAGAAAAGAAAGGAAAAGAAUCGAAGCAUGCUCCUUGCCUUUAAGGUCAUAAACCAGAAGUUGCACACACUACCUCUGCUUACAUAUCAUUGGCCAGAACUUAGGUGCAUGGCCACACCUAGCUUUAAGGAAAACUGGAAAUACAGUCUUUGGGUGGUUGAUCAUUUCCCCAGCUAAAAAAAUUCUUAUUACUGUGUGGGAAGAAGAGAGUACAUACUGAGGUACAGCUAACAACCUGUGCCUCUGCCACAUUGUUUUUAAAAUGAGUAUUAUAGUUCAUUAAAUCUAAGACAUCUCACAAUUUUAGGUACCACAAAGAAAAAAAAAAUGAAGCCAAAUGAAUUGUGACACGUUGUCAAUUAAAAGACACAUUCCCUGGGAGGCCAAGGUCAGGAGUUUGAGACCAGCCUGGCCAACAUGGGGAAACUCUAUCUCUACUAAAAAUAUAAAAAUUAACUGGUCAUAGUGGCACCCAUCUGUGGUCCCAGCUACUCAGGAGGCUGAGGCAGGAGAAUCACUUGAACCUGAGAGGCAGAGGUUGCAGUGAGCCGAGAUAGGGCCACUGUACUCCAGCCUGGGCAACAGGGUGAGACUCCGUCUCAAAAAAAAAAAAAAAAAAAAAAAUACAUUCCCAUUUCAGAAAUCUGAAAAAAAUAUGCCUCUUAUAUAUAUGAAAUAUAGCAUAUCCUUUAAUUAUCUUCAAUUUUGUUUUAAUUAAAAAGUGUUCAUUCAUCUAUAACUUAUAUUCCACUCCAAUGUUAAGACUGCCUAGGCAGAACAUUUCAAUAAGAGCCUCAAUUCAGCUAUCUGGGCCAUGGUUUUGUUGUUGCUGCUAUUGUUUAUUUUAUUUUAUUUUUUCUUUGCAUCUACUUUUUAAAUUGAGAUAUACUUACCAUAAAAUUCAUCCUUUUAAAAUGUACAAUUCAGUAGUUUUUAGUGUAUUCACAAAGUUGUGCAACCACUAUUAUCCAGAAUACUUUCAUUGUAUGCAAUUGUCUACCUGAUCAGCAGGUAUUCCACGUUAACCCCUCCCAAGGUCUUUGAUAAAUUUUUGUAUAUGGAGUGAGGGGUCCAGGUUCAUUCUUGCAUAUGAGUAUCCAGUUGUCCCAGGACCCAUCCUGUUUUGUUUGGUUUAUUCAAUUUAUUUGGUCAUUCACCAAAUAUGUUUUGAAUACCUACUAUAUAUGUCUAAGACACUAAUAUAAUCCAUAGUUAUAUCAUUUGUGGUCCUUACCUAGUUUACAAGGGAAAAAAUGUGAGAAUUAAUGAGAACAAAUAUUUACCAAGAUUUCACCAACAUUGUUUUUGGGCCAUUGUCUAUCCUCUUGAGAGAAAUACUAAGACCUCCUGUCCUGGCAAUUACUAUUCUUUUCCUUCAAUCUUUGAUGACUUACCCGAGUUCAUAAUCAGAAUGCAGCAUUGAUGAUCAUUCUGAGUCUUAACAUUGCCUUACUGAGAAAGCAGAGAAUCAGAGGGAUGGAGGGGCAGUGAUUUGAGUUGAAUAAGGUGGUAGGUAGUAGGAGAGAAUGAAGACCUUGUGAGGAGAGCUAUGUAAGAAGAUAAUAGUAGCAAUCCUCUGUCAUGAUUUUGCAUUUGAUCUUUCUUAAAACUUGACACAUUUAGGCUUAUUCCAAGAAAUUGAAGUUUUUUAAACAUGAAAAUUAUAAUAUUUAAUAUUCUCAACAGUGAAGUAAGAAAGAGCACACUAUCACUGCCAUGUUUAUACACAGGGCAUGUUAUUUCAUGGUGGAUGAUACCAACAAAGUUGACCUCAACAACUAUUUGUUAGAUUAAACGUAUAUAACCCAGGAUUUAUUUGAGUUCCUUUUUAAUAUAUUAUUGAUUCCUACACGAUGACUAUCAGCACUGUUUCUGGCUCUACCUGGGAUGCCAUAACUACCACCACCAGCCCACACAGAUAUACAUACACACACACACACACACACACACACAAACUCACAUACAUAAACAUACUUAUUAACUCUUGAUAAUCUAGCAACAACAGUGUACCUCCUCCAGUCUUCUCUGGCUUCCCCAUGCUGCAUUAAGAGCCUCAAAUCUACCAAAGCAUUCCAUUCAUACUUCUAAUAAUAGAUUUAUUAAUCAUUUUGCAAUUGUUUGUUUAUAUUUAGGCCCCUAUUAAAAUAUGAGCUGAAGAUCAGGAGCUAUAAUUUAUACCUCUUGCUACCUUCAGCUACCCACCACAUUGGAUAUGCUCAAUUAAUAUAAAAUUGAAUCUCUAAUCAAUUUUAGAAUCUCUUUGAAGGGAGAAAAAUAAAAAUAACCUGUGGUAAUUUUUUUCAACUGCCAAACUUACCUGGUACCUGAUAGUAUAGAAAUAAAUUGAAAUCUCAAUUCACAGAGUGAAAAAAGGAUCUCUAAAGUCUCAUCCAGCUCUAAAAUCUGAUAAUUCUAGAAGCUGGAGCAGAUAACUUCCAAAAUAAGGUAAUUUAAUCUAGUUGCAUCCUCUUUUCAAAAUACAGAAAUGUUAGAUUCAAAAAGCAUAUUAAAAAUAACUAAUGCUUAACCAAGUUUGAAAGAAAGAAAUUUCUUGAUGUCAGAAAUGAAAAGGACCUGAAAGGCACAGCUUUUAGGCCCGUGGGAUAUCCAGUAUCAAUAUAAGCCCUAGGAACUCGGGUUUUGGAAUGCAUAUAGAAAUAGAAGACAUAGCUUUGGACCUUCUGGGUGGGAGUUCUAAUUAAGACCUCUUAUGAAGUGACAGUCUCAAGGAACUCCGCUCCAUGAAAUGACGAGACAUAACUUCCUGCCAAAUUAGGGGAGCUACAGAGGAGAUUGUCAUUCGCCUGGUUAUUCUUGAUGAAGGAAGAAAAAUCUAUUAUAGACAGAGUUGUUCAGUGGAAAGUCUGGGGUAAGUUCCUGAUUUUAGAACAGGCUUUAGUGCACUUUAAAAGGAAAACAAUGAAUUAUAUAAAACUUUUAGAGGACACAGUGGUACCAGAUUUUUGUUCAAUUCCUGUGCUUUCCUCCUCCAGAUAGUUACCAAAAAAUAUUCCUUUGGGAAUUAGUAUCAAAAGGAUUCUAUAGCAUCUCAAAAGAAUCUUAUUCACUUUGGGAGGCCGAGGCGGGCAGAUCACGAGGUCAGGAGAUUGAGACCAUCCUGGCUAAUACGGUGAAACCCCAUCGCUACUAAAAAUACAAAACAUUAGCCAGGCGUGGUGGUGGGCGCCUGUAGUCCCAGCUACUCAGGAGGCUGAGGCAGGAGAAUGGCGUGAACCCAGGAGACGGAGCUUGCAGUGAGCCAAGAUCGCUCCACUGCACUCCAGCCUGGGCUACAGAGCAAGACUCCGUCUCAAAAAAAAAAAAAAAAAAAAAAAAAAAAAAAAAAUCUUAUUCAGUAGUCUCAUUUAAUAAAAUCCACUACAAGGAGAGAAGACUGCUGCCUUGACUAUAUAGACAGGGUUGGCAGAUAUUUCAUUUUAUCAGUUGUAACUAGUAAUCCCAUUGUUAUACAUGCUGGCCCAAAAUACAGCUAUUAUUAACCAAAUAAUGCAUUUUUCUUGAUAAAUAUUGAUUAAAUCAGUUUGGAAGCAAAAUGGUAAUAUUUAUGAUCGAUUUUAGUUUGGAUGUUCAAUGUCAAGACCAAACACUCUUCAAAGCUACCAACUUCAAUUUUAUGUGGAAAACUAAUGGUGAAGAGUUUCAAACUUUAACUGAUACUUGACAUUUAACAGGAUAUGUAAUUGCUCACACACAACCUUUAGGUUUUGUAAUCCAGUUUUAUCUCAUACAAUAUUAGAAACAGUACACAUUGUAAAUAGCUAUUUUAAAAGUUAGCCAUAUUUUAUAAAGUCACAUGUAUUUAUAUCUUUUCUGAGUAAUUUUCUUGUUAAUGCCUUAUGAUAAGUGUUUGUAACAUGAAAACUAAACUUGGAUCUUGGCAUAUUCAGUGUUCCAUAGAUAGAUUGUGAUAUGCAUAGCUUCUAUUGUGACUUUCAGGCCUAAUGUCUCCUCUUAAGUUGUUAUUCUUUAAUAUCCUUUCUCAUUCCUUUCAGAGGGCCUGUUAUUAGUUUGCAUUGUCUGCAGCAUUUCAAUAAUACUGAUCUGUUCUAAUAAACAGUUCUAAAUACUG
This is a messenger RNA of Symphalangus syndactylus (siamang), 8079 nucleotides long. It is a transcript of the gene TBCK, whose product is annotated as TBC1 domain containing kinase. Gene Ontology annotation, biological process: protein phosphorylation; activation of GTPase activity. Lineage: Eukaryota; Metazoa; Chordata; Mammalia; Primates; Hylobatidae. The record is from RefSeq and is a predicted model, not a curated record. Gene Ontology annotation, cellular component: nucleus. Gene Ontology annotation, molecular function: GTPase activator activity; ATP binding; protein kinase activity.